GGGAUCAGAAAGAGAUACUGAGCCUGUGGUUGGAAAGAAUGAAGGAAUGAAUAUGGGGGAUGGAGGGCAGCUGGAAAGAGAGAAAGAGAGAGAGAGAGGGGGAGAGGACCAGCAAUAUGGACAGAAAGAGAGGAGGGGUUGACUGGAUGGAGGGAUUCACCGGACUGCCCACUGUAACUUCAUCAUCUGUGGUUUUAUACAGGAAAGUGGGAGAGAGGAGAGAGAGAGAUGGAAGGAGAGUGGGGUGAACAAGUUGAAAGCGAUAGCAGCCCCCAGUACUGACAUUGGAAAGACAGAGAGAGAGGGAGAGAGAGGGAGAGAGAGAGAGAGAGAGAGAGAGAGAGAGCGAAAGAAAGAAAGAAAGAGAGAGCAGAAGAGGAGAGAAGGGAAGACGCCUGGCAGUAAGUGAGGGGCGGUGUUCGCUCUUCAGUCCAUCGGAUCUCUCUCAGCCCUACACGGACCCAAUCCUUUGGACCACUCUGUGGUCACUACCUGGACUAAGCUGGACUGAAAAUACUGGACCAAACAAGGCCUGGACCAUAUUAGCCUGAAUCAGAUCAUACCUGGAUUGAACCAAACCAGAUCUGGACUGGAUUCAAUUGAACUGGACUGGACUAUCUGUUACUGAGAGAAAUAGGGAGGAAUGGUUGGAAAAAAGAGAAAUAAGUGUGAAGAUUGUUCGUAGUGCCUUAGAAAGUGGUGUUUCGUGAAUUAUCAGGGACUUGACUACAGAUCUGUCAGUUAUAGUAUUGAUUAUAUGGUAGAUUGAUUGAUCGAUUAAUUGAUUUGCUGACAGUUCUACACAUAUACUAUGACAAGAUCUAAAAUAAGGAAGGGAAAGGCCUCUAUCUAGGCACGUUGGUAUUAUGUUUCAUUCACAGAGUGGGAAUAGUUUAAGUUCAGAGAAUCCGUGUCUUUAAGUUGGUUGUUCUUAUAUUUCUGUUGAUAUCGUGGGAAAGAUGAGAUGAUCACAGUGAAAUGUAGGAUUUCACUCUCAUCACUUCCCUUCUACACACUUUCCUGAGUCAGCAAGUCAGUCAUCGGAUUCACUUCAAUGAUUCAGAGUUUUAAGACGCAUCAUGAACCGGAUAUCACAUGGAUACAGCUGAUUGAUGGGAAUUGUCUAAUUCCUAAAUGUGUUUUUAUCCAGAGAUCAUUCGAUCAUUCAGUCCCACAAAUGACAACUCCUAAGAUGAUUGAUGUUUACUCUUUGGACUGUAAAGGUGUGUAGUGAUGCUCUAUCACUGGCUAUCUGUCUGGAUCUUUGACAACGACUCUGGAGGAAUGACUUCAACGUUAACUUUAGAUCCCUCCUCACCACCAAAAUAGGCGACCUUUGACUAAACCUCUAUUUUCCCACGCAUCAGAUCUGAAGAGGGCUUUAUUUCUGUGUCUACCCACUUUUGGAUAUUUUCCAUUCCAUAAUCGUUUCCAUUUAAUAUCCAUUUUGUUGGCCGUUCUCUCAUGCUGCUCAGUGCCUUAUGGUAGUACUACCUGACACGCUUAGCCAAGCCUCAAAGUACCUAGCCUAACUGACUGACUGCUGCAUAGCUUAGCAUCUGUUGUUCAACAAAAAUAUUACUAUCACGAACCUUGCACCUACUGGAGUCUCUCCCGCCAGGCCUCUGUGUGUGGGCUUGCCCUCAGCAGGCUCCCCCUGCCCUCUCCCAGCCAUGGGGAUCCAGAUCCAGGGUAUGGAGCUGUUUGCCAUUGGCGUGGUCAUGAUAAUGUUUGUGGCAGUGCUCAAGGGCUUUGGCAUCCUGGAGCCCAUGUCCUCCUUUGAAGAUGACAGUAGUGAGAGUGAUUUGGAGCUGUCUACGGUUCGUCACCAGCCAGAAGGCUUGGACCAGCUGCAGGUUCAGACCAAGUUCACCAAGAAGGAGCUCCAGUCUCUAUACAGGGGCUUCAAGAACGAGUGUCCCAGUGGUUUGGUUGAUGAAGAGACGUUCAAGACCAUCUAUUCUCAGUUCUUUCCCCAAGGAGACGCCACCACCUAUGCACAUUUCCUGUUCAAUGCGUUUGAUAUGGACAGAAACGGCUCUAUUCGUUUUGAGGACUUUGUGAUCGGCCUGUCUGUUCUUCUGAGAGGGACAGUCACAGAGAAACUCAACUGGGCCUUCAACCUGUAUGACAUCAACAAGGACGGAUACAUCACUAAAGAGGAGAUGCUGGCUAUUAUGAAGUCCAUCUAUGAUAUGAUGGGCAGGUACACCUACCCCAGUGUACGGGACGAGGCACCCUCUGAACAUGUGGAUAAGUUCUUCCAGAAAAUGGACAGAAACCGAGAUGGAGUGGUGACCAUUGACGAGUUCAUUGAGACCUGUCAGAAGGAUGAGAACAUAAUGAACUCCAUGCAACUUUUUGAGAACGUGCUCUAGACCCCAGCAGAACGUUCUACGCCAUUCCCAACAUCCGAUCCUGUACUUCUGUCUAUACACAACUUCUGUCCAAUCCCAAGACACACACACACACACACACACAGACACACACACACACACUACAUCUAGUGCAGUAUGUAUAGGAUUAGCUAAUCCACAGAUAUGUACAUGUGUAGAAACUAGUUUCUUUACUGCUGCACUAGUCUCAACCUGCCACUGCUUCUGGACUAAAGAGAACACUAGAGAAAGAGAAGAGAGCUACUGGGACCUCUGCUAUUAAAGAUUCUCAGCCUCCCAAAGAAAAAAGAAAGAAGGACCAAACUGCUCAACACUGCUCAUCCUAUGAGCUUCUAGUACUCUGCCUCCUCAUUGGACCCAAAAGACAAAUGACCAAUCAAAUGAUGGAGAGAGAGUGUGAGAGUGGAAAUAGAGGAGAGAAACUCAUCACGAUGUUGCUGGCCACCAGAUAAGGAUGCUGUAGCUAUAACACACAGUGUCUCCGCACACAUACAUUCUGUACACACACACACUAUCUGUCUGCACAUAAACAUACUACACACACACAAUCUCCCCACACUCACAAAUGCUGUACAAACACACACACGCACACACACCCUUUCCUCCCAGCAGAGGCUUGCCAGGAAAGGAUAUCUAUGGACACACUGACACACUUCUCUGAAGAGUGUUUGAGAGAGUUGAUGUAGCGUACAGAAAGCUGGACUGAUCCCGAGCAGGGGCACCGGCACCAAACACCACAGAGACACUAAAAAGAAAAGAACUGAAGCAUGUUUGUCAGAUGUGAUGUGUGAUUUGCUUGCACUAAGAAUUGUUCAUUUUGUACAAUAUGCACCAGAAGAGAAUGCAUUGAUUGUAAAUGUAGAUAGUCACUGUAGACCACUAAAGAAAAACUCAGUGUGUAUGUAGAUAUGUAUAGACAGUAAUAUAUAAUAAUAGCAUCCUAAAGCCAGGUGUCAAGCUCUCACCUGUACUCCACUAUGGGUAACAGGUGUUAAAGUUAACAUCCACACAGAUUUUGUCUGGCCUUUUCUUACCACUUACAGAACACUAAUUGAUAUAAUUGUAGCCUAACAUGUUUAAUAUAAGUAUCAUUGGAUCAUUUGAUCAUUUGAUCCUACAGGUAUCUUGUUUAAUUCCAAGUCAGUUCUGGAGUGUAGAGGUACCCCUACGGUCGGUGGGUUCUACCCCUACUGGUUGCAUCUGGUCAUAGUUCUAAGUGACAAAGGGAGGGUCACUGGUUCUGCUCUGUCACCAACGGACCCGCGAGUGAGAAUAAGCUUUAGAUGUACAGUAUGUCAGUGCCACCUUAUAAUAUGUGUAAUAAUAAUAAGACAGAUAUACUAAGAUGUAUAUGUGUUGUAAACUAAAGCCAUCCUCAGAGGAAUACAGAGUAUACAGCUAGGACUUGAUCCCUCUUCUUAAUCCCUCAUCAGAGUUUUUGUUUUGUUAAUGACCCAAAUGGCACCCUAUACCCUUUCAAAAGUAGUGCACUAUAAAGGGAAUAGGGUGCCAUGGCCCUGGUCAAAUGUUGUGCACUAUAAAGGGAAUAGGGUGCCAUUUGGGAUAUCUAUGAUGUCAUCAUCUGAGGUAUGAACUCUGGCCACUAGUGACGACAUCACUAUACUUACCUAUCCUAAACCCUGAUAAGGUGUUUGUUGUUGUUGUUGUACUACACACACACAUAUAUAUAUAUAUAUAUAUAUAUAUAUAUAUAUAUAUACACACACAGUAGUGAAUAAGGGAACAGUGUUCCUGUGGCAUAAAGUAUCAUUACAUUUUCUCAUUGAAACCAGGGACAAUUCUGAGACAGCAAAACUAUACCAUAACUAUACCAUAAUCAUGAUAUGGUAAUACCACCAUUUAUACCUGUAACAUGUUGACAGCUCAGACUGCAGAAAACACAGCCCCAUACCCAGCCCCACCUCAUACACCCAUACCCCAUCCAUCAUACCCCCAUACUUAAGCCCUAACUAUAGCCCCUAUCCCAAGGCCCUAUACUGUACCCAGUGGACCUGUUCUAGGAAAUCACGUCUCAGAAGUAGUGUUGUAACAGAGGUUUUCUCUGUCUCUCCCAUAACAACAUUGCUCAUGUGACCUAGCCUAGAACAGAUUAGUUAUGUUCGUGUGUGUGUGUGGCAUGAAUGAAUGAAACAAACUAGAGACCAGACCAUGGAACUAAUGCAUACACAGACAGCAUGGCCUGGCCUAGAGCGCUCUCUCUCUCUCUCAUAAAGUAAUGCAGUACUAUUAGGAAACUGUGGUUAUUGCCCCAGUCCACAUUUCAACAGUAGGAGGAUUGCACAAUAUUACAGUGCUUCUGAUGUCCACAAUACAAUCUGGAGACAUAGUUUUUUAGCAGGCCUACAUUAAAGCAGUAUUGUGGUUCUCCCCCCUCUUGGUCUUGUUUUGGGUGUUUCACUUUUGGUUGACCUAUUUGGCCAACCUGGACCCAUGUUUAGACGUAACAUAGUCAACUUAAAUCCGGGACACUCCAAUUACUAUGAUAUGUUACAUUUCGUAUGGUAUGUAUUAAUUGGUGGAAUUCCAUCAUCCGUUUCAUAUGAUAUGUUAUGAAUUGCAAUCUGAAAUGUAUAGGCUACAAAUUGCAAGACAGAUCACUCUGGAGUCAAUGUUAACAUAAUGUGUACUUUAUCCCAUUAAACACCAAAAAUGUGUUUCAAG
Molecule: messenger RNA, 5078 nt
Organism: Salmo salar (Atlantic salmon)
Lineage: Eukaryota; Metazoa; Chordata; Actinopteri; Salmoniformes; Salmonidae
Source: RefSeq, a predicted model, not a curated record